Molecule: messenger RNA, 444 nt
Organism: Henningerozyma blattae CBS 6284
Lineage: Eukaryota; Fungi; Ascomycota; Saccharomycetes; Saccharomycetales; Saccharomycetaceae
Gene: RPB8
Product: DNA-directed RNA polymerase core subunit RPB8
Exons: 1
Coding region: 1-444 (147 amino acids)
Biological process (GO): DNA-templated transcription
Cellular component (GO): RNA polymerase III complex; RNA polymerase II, core complex; RNA polymerase I complex
Molecular function (GO): DNA-directed RNA polymerase activity
Source: RefSeq, a predicted model, not a curated record
AUGUCCAACGUAUUAUUUGACGAUAUUUUCUCCGUUUCAGAAGUGGAUCCAGGUCGUUACAACAAAGUUUCUCGUAUUGAAGCAACUUCCACUACUCAAGACCAAUGUAAGAUUACUCUCGACAUAAACACAGACCUUUUCCCAGUACAACCACAAGAACAAUUAACAAUAACAAUUGCUUCUUCAUUAUCAUUUGAUGAUGAUUCAGAAAACAAAAACCAAUCAGUUACAAAGAGUUGGAGACCACCUCAACCAAAUGAAAGAUCGUUGGCUGAUGAUUACGAUUACGUUAUGCACGGUGUCGCUUACAAAUUUGAAGAAGUCUCUAAGGAAUUGAUUGCUGUGUAUAUCUCUUUCGGUGGGUUAUUGAUGAGAUUGGAAGGGAAUUAUAGAACUUUGAAUAACUUGAAACAAGAAAACGCUUACUUAUUAAUCCGUCGUUAA